Messenger RNA from Acyrthosiphon pisum (pea aphid), 2981 nucleotides. RefSeq lists its product as uncharacterized. The record is from RefSeq and is a predicted model, not a curated record. The coding region runs from base 669 to 2735 and encodes 688 amino acids. The transcript has 7 exons. NCBI's taxonomy places the organism in Eukaryota, Metazoa, Arthropoda, Insecta, Hemiptera, Aphididae.
AUGCGCCAAUACUGCGCAGACACGCCAGUCGUUAAUUCCGCUGUUCGGACCUUAUUCUAUACUCCUAUUUUAUCUUUAUUAUUACGACGAUAUUAUAAUGGCAUAAUUAUAUUAUACACACUCAUAUUUUGUACAUAAUAAUAUAUGAUAUAAAAACAUGUAGUUAUAGUAUUGGUGCAAUGUAUUGGAAUACAUAAUAUAUUUUUUGAUUUAUCUUUCUUUAUUGAUAUUAGUUAACUUAAAUAAUAUUACAAUUAUUAAUGUUAACGGUAAAAUAAUUGAGAAAAAGAAUCAUAGUGUUAAUUUAAAUUUUUAUGUGUGUGCGUGUGUAAAUUUCUUUACAUUAAUUAUAUUCUUUUGUUUUCAUUAUUAUACUAAUGGUCUAUUUAUAAUUUUAAUACGAACUCAACGAAAAAGAUAUCAGUAAUACUUGUUCUCAGUAACAAUUAUCAUUAUACAGUAGUACUACCCGCCACACGAUCUACGAACCUGCGUCUGCCUACGACCGUGUGUUUUAAUGACUAUUGAUAAUAUUAUUAUGUCCAAAACCAAUAAAAUAAACCUUUUAUUUUUCACAUUUAAAAUUUAAAUUCAUUUGAAUGUUGGCACUUGACGAGUGACGACGAUCGACGGAAAGGUGGAGAGCAGUUUAAAAGAAAACUUAAAUUAUGACUGAAAACAAAAAUGUGAAGAAGGGUACAAACGAUGCCAACAAAAUCAUUCUCUAUGUGAUUUUUAUGAUAACUUUGUUACUGUUAUAUUGUAGUGAUAAAAAUUAUGAAAUUGAAAACUCAAUAGAUUACCAUUCUGCCGAGCACCAUUCAUAUUACAGCAAAGUCAUCACAUCUGAAAAUAAUACAAAAAUAUUAACAAAAUUUAAUGAUACCGUGAAAGAAGGGUAUGUUGUAUGGAAUGAUAAUUGUCGAAUACCUAACAUAAGUGCCUACGAUAAGACAAUUAAAAGUUUUAUUAAAAAAAUCAAUUCUCCAAAGUGCUUUUCAACAUUACCAUUAACCAGUGUAAUCCUUGAUGUAAACAAAUGGUCUUACACUUUCAAAAUUAACUAUGGACUUCACUCGCAAAUUUCAAAAUCAAUUGUUAAUUGUUGCUAUUCAUCAAUCGUUAGAAAUGAACUGAAAUUCAAAAAUAAUCCAAAAGAUGACGAUCGUUAUAAAGUUGAGCCAAAGUGUAAUCCCAUCAACGAUUCAGAAAUAAUUCCCAAGUCAGUCGAAUACAUGAUGAUAACAUGUGAAUUGAGACCAAAUGGUGAUAAAUUAAAAUCGAAAGUUUAUAAAGAUAUUCAUGCAAUGGUAAUCGAUAAAGGUCAGAGGCGAUUUCGAAACGCAGACAUCCCAGACAAGCCCAGCGUGCUAAUAAUAUCCAUUGACUCAUUGUCUCGCUUAAAUCUUAUAAGAUCAAUGCCUAUAACAUAUCGAUUGCUGGAAACGCAUGGAUUUGUGUCACUUGAGGGUUACACUAAAGUCGCUGACAAUACGUUUCCCAACGUAGUUCCAAUUUUAACUGGCAUGUUUGUAAAUCAAAUGACUAAACGGUGUUGGAAGAGUCCCAACGACGAGAUGGACGAAUGUCCAUUUCUGUGGAAAGAUUUCAAAGAACGAGGUUACGUUACGGCGUACGUGGAAGAUGAACCUAGCAUGGGCACUUACAACUUCGGCAAAUACGGAUUCCGGAACGCCCCAACCGACUACUACUCGCGGCCGUACAUGUUGGCGGCCGAGCGUUACUUGCCGGUAGUCAAGUUCGAUGGCAUGAACUUCUGCCUUGGCCCGCGGUCCGCGCCCGACCGAGUGUACAGUUACGUGGAGGACUUCGUCCGGUUACACAAACGCCACGGUUACUUUGCCGUGUUCUGGCUGAACACGUUCAGUCACAACGACGUGAACGCGCCGUCAGCCAUGGAUCAGCGGACGGCCGGCGCGUUGUCUAAGUUGCUGAACGGCCGGUUGCUGGACAACGCCGUCACCGUGGUGCUCAGUGACCACGGGCUCCGGUUCGGGGCGAUACGCCAGACGCGCGUCGGCUGGCUCGAGGACCGGAUGCCCGCGUUCUACGCGCGCCUGCCACCCGGAUAUGUGGCCACGCGACCCGACCACUUCGUGGCUCUGGCAGCCAACAAACACCGGUUGACGUCGCCUUUCGAUCUGCACCUAACGCUCAAGCAAUUGCUGUUUCAGCAGCACGCCGACGAUGGAAACAACAGCAGUCUUCAGGCUACCGUGGCCGACGGCUGUCCAACUUGCCGCAGCCUGUUCCACCUGGCCGAUGCCAACAGGUCGUGCGAACAAGCAGGCAUCGCGCCGCAUUGGUGCACGUGCGACGAGUACGAAGAAUUGGACCGACGUAGCAGGACAGCAAUGGACGGUGGGGAGUACGUUGUGCGGCAGUUGAAUGCGCUGCUAACCAAAUACCAAACAGCGGUGCAACAGGGGUACGCUUGCUCUUACUUGUCACUGAGAAAAACCGUGUCAGCACGGACCCGGGUGAACCGGGUAAACGGUCGCCGCGAGUACUUGUUGGUUGUGGAAACAUUACCGGGCCGGAGCAUGUUUGAGGUGACCGUCGGCCAGGAAGACAGUGGCAGUGGCGCGUUCGGCAUGCUCGGUGACAUAAGUCGUAUUAACAUGUACGGGUUCCAGAGCUUUUGCACGGACGACUGGAGGUUAAAAAAGCAUUGUUAUUGCGUGAAAAAAAAUCGGAAUCCUAUUGGCAGUUAGCGGCAGCAGUUGGAAAUGUACCUCAGUGACUUGACAAGUGCAUGAAAAUUAUGUUUGGGAGGCCAAAACUCCUCAUUCUAUGACAUAAUAUUCUAGAUUCCAACUUAUAUUCCUAUUUUUUAUAUAACUCAGAUAUUAUAAUUAUUUAUUACUAGCUGAUCCCGUGCACUUCAUUGUCCAUUAAAAAUACCAACGCUAUAAUAUGAAUAAUAUGUUUUUUUUAUAAUAUAACUGUUACAAUAACAA